AUGUCGCAGCUACUGCCCCAGGCGUACCUCACGAACUUUCACAACCGGAUAAGGAACGAAGAUGUGCCGCUCUUCAUCACGGCCGCGCCGACGCGGAACCAUAAGCGCGCUAAGGUGGUGAACUACUCAGAGUACGACAAUGACUUGCUGCUGGACGACUUCAUAGAGCAGGACCAGAACGACGACGACGAGAAGGUGCACAGCGACAACGGCAAGGGCGAGGGCGAGGAGGUCGGGCACGAGGACGCGGUGGCCAGCAACAACAACCUGCCCGAUCUGGAGCAGCAGGACGACCCGACGGGCAUUCUGCGGUACCCGCGGAUCCGCGAGACGUUUCUGCAGAGCAAAAUUGCGGUGCGUUACGAGCAGGUGCUGGAGGCGGGCGUGGGGGGCUCCGGCGAGGCGGUGGGCAUAGCGGAGGACGAGGGCGCGGGAGCGUACUCGUCCUCGUCGCAGCCGGUGGUGAUACCGAUCAGGCUGAACCUGGAACACAACGGCCACAAGAUCAUUGACUUCUUCACGUGGAACCUGAAUGACCACUCGCUAACGCUGGAGCAGUUUGCCCAGAUAUACUGCCAGGACCUGGACUUUGCCCACAAUCUGUCGCUGCAGAACCAGAUUGUCGCUGCUAUCAACGACCAGCUGCAGGAGUACGAGACUUUGGCGUCUGUUGUUGUGCCCGAUCUGCAUGUGAUCAUCAACCUAACGUGCAACCUUGACUCGAAGCUCUACGAGGAUAACUUUGAGUGGAAUCUCAACGACCAGACGCUCUCUCCGGAGCAGUUUGCAGAGCUGGUGGUUCAGGACCUGGGCCUGACCAGAGAGUUUAUGCCGGCUAUUGCGCACGCCCUUUACGAGUCUAUUUUAAAAAUCAAGAAGGAUUGGUUGGAAGGCCACCUCAACCCGGAACAUGUCGCCAAUGGAGCAGCCUUUGGGUGUCUGUCGGGUAUCAGACUGGACAUCGACACAUUGGGCAGUAACUGGUGUCCUAAAGUAGAGGUUCUGUCGCAGUGGGAGAUAGAAAAGCGCGAAAUAGAGAAAGAGAGGAACAUGAGAAGACUAAAACGCGAAAGUGCGAAAGUGGAUGACAGGCUUGCUAGAAGAAGAGGGAAGAGGCGGAUGGAUGACUUGGAAACAACGAUGAGAAUAUAG
Molecule: messenger RNA, 1152 nt
Organism: Eremothecium gossypii ATCC 10895
Lineage: Eukaryota; Fungi; Ascomycota; Saccharomycetes; Saccharomycetales; Saccharomycetaceae
Gene: SFH1
Product: Sfh1p
Exons: 1
Coding region: 1-1152 (383 amino acids)
Biological process (GO): regulation of transcription by RNA polymerase II; chromatin remodeling
Cellular component (GO): RSC-type complex; nucleus; nuclear chromosome
Molecular function (GO): transcription coregulator activity
Source: RefSeq, marked provisional